AUGGAUGUACGUACUAAGAAUAUCUGUGAUUUCGUCGCGGAGUUUCGAAAUUUGACCGAGGACACUAAGAAAUCGCGAUUGAAACGAAUGAAAUGGUUUGCGCAGUAUGAGCCGUUAUUGAAAGAAUACGAAAAACUACAACAGGAACUGAAUAAAUUGUAUGAAGAGAGAAUUGCCAAAGAUAAAGUCAAGGAAGAUGCAUUUAUCGAAAAGGAGAGAACAUGUUUGCCGAUUCCAAUCACAACCAGUGGCGAGUACGGCUGGCUCGCGUCGAAAGCGGAGUUUCGCCUGGAGAAAUAUGGCUCGUUCAUUGUAAAUUAUCCUAUCAAAGACAUAACUCUUAUUCGAGGAAAUAUACCGACACUCGCGGCAGGCAAAAAUUUUGUUUGAGAGUCCAAAAAAAUUUCAAUUUUGAUAUUGCAGAAUAAUUUAUUUCAAGGUAUGUUUAAUUCGGCAAUUUAUUCUUACCUCUCAUACAAUUAUUAAUUGUCAGCCUAUUGAUAAUAAUCUAGAACGUUAACGGUAGGUUUGUCGA
Messenger RNA from Cataglyphis hispanica, 535 nucleotides. RefSeq lists its product as uncharacterized. The transcript is spliced from 3 exons. Bases 1 to 390 code for a protein of 129 amino acids. The record is from RefSeq and is a predicted model, not a curated record. NCBI's taxonomy places the organism in Eukaryota, Metazoa, Arthropoda, Insecta, Hymenoptera, Formicidae.